Molecule: messenger RNA, 4909 nt
Organism: Dromiciops gliroides (monito del monte)
Lineage: Eukaryota; Metazoa; Chordata; Mammalia; Microbiotheria; Microbiotheriidae
Gene: RAD51D
Product: RAD51 paralog D
Exons: 8
Coding region: 202-1176 (324 amino acids)
Biological process (GO): double-strand break repair via homologous recombination; DNA strand invasion; telomere maintenance
Cellular component (GO): Rad51B-Rad51C-Rad51D-XRCC2 complex; replication fork; centrosome
Molecular function (GO): ATP-dependent DNA damage sensor activity; ATP binding; single-stranded DNA binding
Source: RefSeq, a predicted model, not a curated record
CGCUUCCCGGACGCCUCGCCGCCGCCGUUCUUUCCACCCCACGGUUGGGAGGCCACUAACAAGGGACGGGGGCAGAGCCCGGACAGUCCCCAGCCCCGGGGUCCCCGAGAGCGGGCCCAGGGCCUGCAAGGGGCUCUUCUCCUUCCCAGGCUCUGUGCCCUGCGCUUCUAGCAAGCCUCAUCUCGCUUCUGUGGCCCGAGGAUGGGGGUGCUCAGGGAGGGAUUGUGCCCAGGCCUCACCCAGGAGAUGAUCCAGCUGCUGAAAGGCAUUGGCAUCAAGACAGUGGUGGACUUUGUCUCUGCAGACCUGGAAGAGGUGUCUCAGAAAUGUUCCUUGUCUUAUAAGGCUUUGGUCGCUGUGAGGCGGGUCUUGCUGGCUCAGUUUUCAUCUUUCCCCUUCAAUGGUGCCGAUCUCUAUGAAGAGCUCAAGACCACCACCGCUAUUUUGGCCACAGGCAUCGCAAGCCUGGAUAAGUUGCUGGACUCUGGCCUCUACACGGGAGAAGUCACAGAAAUCACCGGAGCACCGGCCAGUGGAAAAACCCAGGUGUGCCUCUGCACAGCUGCCAAUGUGGCCUACAGCCUGGGUCAGAACGUCCUGUAUAUCGACUCCACGGGAGGCCUGACAGCCUCUCGCCUCCUCCAGCUGCUUCAGGCCAGGACUGAGGAUGAAGAAGAGCAGGCAGGGGCUCUGCAGAGGAUCCAUGUGAUACGCGUGUUUGACAUCUUCCAAAUGCUGGACACAUUACAGGACCUCCGGAGCAGUAUCUCCCAGCAGGUGACCAGUGCUUUGGGGCCUGUAAAGAUAGUGGUGGUGGAUUCCGUCUCUGCAGUCAUCUCCCCUCUCCUGGGGGGCCAGCAUAGUGAGGGCCACAGGAAUCCAGGAGGUGGUAGAAAUCGGAAGCUGUGGGACCCCAGCACAGAGUUCCCCAUUAGAAGGGAACAAGCCAUGACCAUACCACUUCUUUGGAACAUGAGGAGGGCUGGAAGGCAUCUGAUUCCCAGAAAGGAAACUGCAGCGUUAAAGAAAACAGAGAAGGCAUGGGAUGGUCUGGAUAGAGUGUUGGGCCCAGGGUCCCAGGAAGGAAGACCUGAGUUCAAAUCUUGCUUCUGCUACUAUGAACAUGGACAAGAGGCUUCACCUCUCCGUGCCUCAGCUUCUUCAUUUGUAAAAUGACAAGGUUGGAUUGGAUGAUCUCUGAGGUCCCUUCCAAUUCUAAAUCCAUGGUCCGUGCCCCAUGUAACCUCUGGAGUUAAAGGUGGCCCAGCAUGAGGGACCCAAGAGUAUAAACCUCACCCUUGGCUGGGUGAGCCUGACUUGUCCCUGGCUGCAGUGCGACUUCAGUAUCAUUCCUCAUAAGAAAUCACUUAGAACCACAGGAGAUGAUCUGAAGCUGGUAUCUGAGCCUCCCUUCUGUCUCUGAGGGCCAUUGGCUGAAAUGAGCUCAUCUUUUGGCAUCCUCAGAUAGGUGAACCAACAAGUUGGAUACGUGAAUCUUGCCACCCUGGGUCGUGAUCAAUUGUUCAUAUCCCAAGUCAGCUCCACCGUGCCUCAGUUCCCCUGAACUGUAAACCAGGGCUGGCACAUCACCUGGGGAGGAGUUGCUUCUAAAUGCUACGGGUCGAAAUGAAUCCUUCCCUUUGUCCCUGGCCUCAAGUAACAAGAAGGAAAUCUAGUAAGCUGCUCUGAUCCAAAGCCACCUAAUUUCCCUUCCGUGAGAUAUGUAUCCUUUUCUCCCUGUGAGCUCCCAACAAGGUUCCUCCUUUCUCCUUUUCGGGCUGAUUUGAUUUCACACACACCUGCAUGUGUCCUUGCACUAAGGCACAGGUGAGAAACCUCUUUCUCUGUUGUCCCAGGGAUAUAAUUUAACAAGGAGAAUAGAUGUGACCCGCUGCUGGUGAAUCCAGCCACCUGUUUAAUAUACAUGGUGCCCUCGGGGGCCCCAUUCCCAGUUCAGAAUAACCAAAGUUGGUAAACCAUAGCUGUGUCCAUAAACGAAGAGAAUGAGUUCACCCAGGACAGCCAGCUGGGAAAACUGAUGCUGGUGUAAAUAAUACAUGACCAGUCUCGUCCUUUAUGCAGAAAUUCAUUGCUUGUAGCUCAGAGACCCACUAUAAUUCCAUAUCUCUUUCUGCCAGCUGUACCCCAGCCUUUUGCCUCUGGGCAUGAAAUCACCCCUCUUCUGGUACUGGCACCAGGGCCAUCAGUCUGAGACCCAGAACCAGGGAGGAAGCCCAGGACAACAGAGAUGGGGAAAUAAAAGGCAAAUGGGAGAAUCUCUCAGCUGUAUUUCCCAGCAGCAUCCUUCAUAGAGGGUCAUUUAUCUUAGUUAGAAAGCGCCAGAAGUGAGGGCAUGGAGUCAAAGGGUGACAUCUGGAGAUAGCAAGGAUUGGGGAAGCUGAGGCAAGAGGCUCAGGAAUACAGUGGGAUGGCCAGUCAGCCUUCAUACGCACUUACUGUGUGCUGCUGGGUGCUGUACUGAGUGCAGGUGAUAGGAGCUGAGAAGUCUCUCAGCCAAUCAGGAGUCGCAUCUCUGCGGGUAAGCAGCAUAGGAUGUGUCCUUUAGGACAGUGGUGUCAAACUCUGAUAGAAAUGGAUCCCUUCAGAAAACCUGAAAUUAACAUCGAUGUUGCAUUUUUGUUAAUUUUGCUAAACAUUUCCCAAUUAUUUUUUAAUCUGGUUGAGGCUAUACUUUGACACCUCUGCUUUAGGGGGCUGUCAACUCACCUGAGGUGGAGAGAAAAUGAUUAAAUCAACAUAAUCCCUGAAUUCCAGGAACUUUUCCACUUGGAGAGGGUUACUAUCAUGUACAAUAUGCAGAUAAGUGCCUUCAUGGUUGAUAUCACCAACUUUAAAUAUAAAAUAUAAAGUAAUUUUAGGAGGGGGUGGCUGGAUGGUAUCAUAUACUACUUCUCAAACUUUGGCCUCAAAACCCCUUUAUAGUCUUAAAAAUUACUGAGGACACCAAAGGUGUUUUUUUUUUUUAAUGUGGGCUAGAUUUAUCAACAUUUACCAUAUUAGAAAUUAAAACCAAAUUUAAAAAAUAUUUAUUCAUUUUAAAAUAAUAACCAGCCCAUUACAUGUUAUUAUUAGCAACAUUUUCAUGAAAAAAAAAGUUUUCCAAAACAAAAAAGAUUUAAUGAGAAUAUCAUUACAUAUUUUUGUAAGUUCUGGCUUAAUAAAGACAGCCGGAUUUUCCUAUCUGCUUCUGCAUUCAUGUUAUGUUGGUUUAUGUUGUUUUGGAGAAAAUCAUGCCUCAUACAGUUAUAUAGUGGAAAAAGGGUGAAGUGUUUCAAUAGACAAAUAAUAUCUUAGUAUUAUGAAAAUAGUUUUAACUUCCCAGAUCCCCAAAUGGGCAUAAGACCACCUCCAGGAGUCUUCAGACCAACCCUUGGAGAGUCUUCCAUGUGUAAUAGAUAGAAUAAUGUUAAUUUGGAGUCGGUCAAUACUGCAUAAAGGGUGGGGCCUGGAGGCAGGAAGACUCCUCUUUCUGAGUUCAAAUAAUGGCUUCAGACACUUACUAGCUGUGUGAGCCUGGGCAAGUCACUUCACCCUUUUGGCCUCAGUUUUCUUAUCUGUAAGAUGUAAGAAGAAGGAAAUGGCAAUCCACAUCAGUAUCUCUGCCAAGAAAACAUCAAAGGGGGUCUCAGAGAAUGAGAUAGGGCUGAAUGACAACAAAAAUAUUUGAAUCCUGCCUGAGAUGCUAUCUGUGUGACCCUCAGCAAUUCCUUUGCCCUCAGUUUCCUUCUUUGUAAAAUGGGGAUCAUGAUUAUGCCUUCCUCUAGGGUUAUCAUGCGGAUCGAACGAGUUUUAAAAUAUGCCAAGUGCUUUGUAAACCAUAAGGUGCUAUGCACAUGGCAACUAUUCUUCUAAGGGAGGAAAGUGAGGAGGCAGGGAAAUUCAGACAGAGGGGACAGUUGCCUGUGCAAGCAAUGAAAUACCGGUCUUAGGAACAGACAGAUACAGGUUUGUCCAGAACUUGGCAAGCAGGAAGGGGAAGAAGGUCAGAAAAGAUGAUCUGGACGACCCUACGACUCAGUGCCCCAUUUAGCUGCGCAUCUGGGCCAAGAUAAUAAAAGGGUAUCUAGUUUGUCCUGGAGGGGCAGUAGGGGCAAACACGGUCCCAGGCAAGGUGGCAGCAGAGGCUGAAGUCAAAGUCCCGGGUCUGUCCUUGGAUGAUGCACAGAGAUCUUGGGGGUAAGACAGCCUCUGACUCAGAGAUAAGAGCCGUGAGUAGCGGAACAGGAUAGCCUGGGAUCUUUAAGUGUCUUAUUUAAGGGUCAUGUAUCACUCCCCCUCCCCUAUAACAACCAAGAGUACAUGCUAGCCUCUUCUCAGUAUGACUCCCUGAUAAAAGGUUCUGGGACAGAGAUUCCAUUUGAUCAGCGUUUCCCAAAGGUUGGAAGGAUGGUUGAAAUCAAGAGUGGAAAACCCUUGGAAGGAAAAUAUUAUAUGGGAUGGUCCCAUAUUACAUGAACUACACCUCUCUCCUUCUGGCCAAAGGAGAAGCCCCCCCUUUCCCCCCUUUUUAAAAAAAAUUCCAGAAUCCUGAGACCCCUUUGGUUUCCCCUUAGGUUAUUUUUGGAGGUGAUGAUUUUCAUUUCUGACUUGAUUUCUGUCAGAAGAACUAGGAUGGGCCAGCAAAAGGACUAGAAAUUGAUCUAAUCUACUCAUUUUACAGAGACAAACUGAGGACCAAUGUCACACAAGGAUCAAGUAACAGCCCUCAGAGUUAAUCUCAGGCGCACUAGCUGCUUCUCUCCAACUCCCUAGAUAGUGAAAUCUCCAUUUAGCUCCUCUUAUUUUUCCCUCUUCUUUCUUUUUUAAAGAAUGUUUUGGGUUUUUUUUUUUGGUGGGGCAAUGAGGGUUAAGUGAUUGAUUUGCCCAGGGUCACACAGCUAGUGUCAAG